UUUUGAAAACCAAAACCAACCGAACGACAACCUCAGAGUCAAGAGACAAUGGGAAGCAACACCUCACACUUGGUUCAACUCUCACAAAGGACUCCAUGGCCUUGAAUUUUGUUGUCGCUUCUCUUCACCCAAAACCUUCUAGUCCCCCUCCUCCUCUUCUGUUCCCCAAACACAAGCACCUCCUCAAGCUUCACCAGUACCACUCUUCUUCUUCUUCUUCUUUUAGAACAUUUUCUCAGUCAGAGGGAACUGAAGGAGGAGUUACAGAGCAGGAUCCCACUGUUUCUUUCUCUGGGUCUUUAUCUGCUACUCGCACACAGCUGGAUCUGUUGGAGCAACUCACUUCCACUAGCUCAGCUGUUGAUGGUUAUGAGAGUGAUGGCAGCUCUCAGAGAAGUACAAUCCGUGAGCAGCUAGCACAGUUGGUUGGAGACAGAGAUGAGGAUUUCAGCAUUCCCUUGGGUAAAGAUUUAAAGAAGGUUAGUGCCAAGUUCUUAACCAUCUCACAGAAGAGAAAUAUCAGAAGACAAGCAUACCUGGAUGAAGUGUCUCAGAGGAAUGAUACGGCUUUCUUUGCCACCAUUGGAGCUUUUGUAAUUCUUCCACCCUUUAUAAUAUUAGGAAUUGCUAUAAUAACUGGUUAUGUACAGCUUUUUCCAUGACAUAAAUGACGUUUGAUUACUAGAGUGACAA
Messenger RNA from Alnus glutinosa, 693 nucleotides. RefSeq lists its product as uncharacterized. Gene Ontology annotation, cellular component: chloroplast. The record is from RefSeq and is a predicted model, not a curated record. NCBI's taxonomy places the organism in Eukaryota, Viridiplantae, Streptophyta, Magnoliopsida, Fagales, Betulaceae. Bases 96 to 662 code for a protein of 188 amino acids. The transcript has 3 exons.